AUGUUUGUAAAUCGGGUCAAAGUUGAAAGUACGGGUAAGUACGUAAAUCAGAAAAAAAACAACCAAGUUUUAAGACAAAGUAUCUGCGAUAAUUGUGUUUUUAACAAAGACAUUCCAUAUCUAUCUCCGAAAGUUAAAAUCUUCAUUUCUUCCUCGAAUGGUGCACAAUUUGGUAACGGAGAAAAAGAGAAUCCCGGUAAGAAGACAAAUUCAUCAAAGAAAGGAUCGAAAGAAGACUUCAUGUACUUGAUUUUGUAUUGUAAUUGUAACUUUUUUUGUGACUUAAUAAUUGUAACUUUAUUUGUGACUUAA
Rhizophagus irregularis DAOM 181602=DAOM 197198 is the source of this 312-nucleotide messenger RNA. NCBI's taxonomy places the organism in Eukaryota, Fungi, Glomeromycota, Glomeromycetes, Glomerales, Glomeraceae. The record is from RefSeq and is a predicted model, not a curated record.